AUGGGCCAAUGUGAGAUGGUAGACAAAAAGCGUAAAUUUUGUGAAGACAUUUCCUUAGUGACACCAUGGCACAAGAGAGUAUACAGUGACAUGGCAGACCAAUUUUUUGGGAGACCUGUUGUGACUUGUGAACACCAUUCUUCUAAAUUUAAGAAAUUUGAAUUAUUGGGAAGUUUGGUUUUUCCAGCAGAAUCAUGGUAUGAGCUUGGGACUUUUGUUGCAUAAAAUGUCAAACAUAAACAAUACUUUAAGUUACCCGAACCAAAAUGGGCUAGAUACAUUAUGUUGAGAUUAAUUACUCAUGGAACAGAGUUUUACUGCACACUUGGGCUUUUUGAAGCAUAUGGUAUUGAUGCAAUUGAAAAAAUGCUUGAAGAUUUGAUCAUGGCUUCAGGGGAAGCAACUGAAAGAAAAGUAUCAAAUCCUAACCGGACUGCAGCUCCUGCUUUGUGGGAAACUACUGGUUUUUCUAAAAAACUUGAUGGUGACAAUAAAAAGAUCAAAGGGGUAGAUGAUCACGAUGCAACAAAGAAGCCAUUGAUAGAUAUUAAAGUUCCUGAAACUAUAACCAAAGGUAAGGGAAGAAUACACGGUGACGCUAUUUUAAAGAUUUUGAUGCAAAAGAUUCGAUCGUUGGAAAAUGAUAUAUUGUCGUUGGAGGAUUACAUUAAUGAAGUGAACAAGAUACAAGGGGACGUUCUUCCGCAUCUUGAUAAAGAAAUUGUCAAGUAUUCGGGGCUCUUAGAGCAAACUAGGUCGGAAAUUAAGGAAUUCUGGCCGUGGAAAGAGACCAUGGAGAAACGCAUUGCAGACUUGGAGUCAUGGAAAGCUUCAGUAUCGUUCUUAUUGGAGUCAGUUGUCAAGGAAAACGUUAUGCUAAGGCAAGAUAUUGAGAAGAUUGCAAGAGAUGAAGAAAGCAUGGACUAG
Erigeron canadensis is the source of this 927-nucleotide messenger RNA. RefSeq names its product SUN domain-containing protein 5-like. NCBI's taxonomy places the organism in Eukaryota, Viridiplantae, Streptophyta, Magnoliopsida, Asterales, Asteraceae. The record is from RefSeq and is a predicted model, not a curated record. Gene Ontology annotation, biological process: protein folding in endoplasmic reticulum. Gene Ontology annotation, cellular component: cytoplasm; membrane.